AUGUAUGUGGAUCUUUCAUACAAUGGUUUCAGCGGACCAUUGCCAUCCUCUCUUGCCAACCUCAGCAACCUCGCUCAUUUGGAUCUUUCAGCCAAUGGUUUCAGUGGACCAUUGCCAUCAUGGCUUGUGAAGCUCGAGAAACUCAUGCAUUUGGAUCUUUCAUACAAUGGUUUUAACGGACCAUUGCCAUCCUCUCUUGCCAACCUCAGUAACCUUGCUCAUUUGGAUCUUUUAGCCAAUGGUUUCAGCGUACCAUUGCCAUCCUCUCUUGCCAACCUUAGUAACCUUGCUCAUUUGGAUCUUUCAGUCAAUUGUUUCAGCGGACCAUUGCCAUCAUGGCUUAUGAAGUUCGAGAAACUCAUGUAUUUGGAUCUUCAAUACAAUGGUUUUAGUGGACCAUUGCCAUCAUGGUCUGUGAAGCUCGAGAAACGCAUGCAUUUGGAUCUUUCAAACAAUGGUUUCAGCAGACCAUUGCCAUCAUGGCUUGUGAAGCUAGACAAACCAAUGGUUUUUUAUCUUUCAUCCAAUAAUUUCAGCGAUCCAAUCCCUUCUUAG
Molecule: messenger RNA, 555 nt
Organism: Magnolia sinica
Lineage: Eukaryota; Viridiplantae; Streptophyta; Magnoliopsida; Magnoliales; Magnoliaceae
Product: receptor-like protein 43
Exons: 1
Coding region: 1-555 (184 amino acids)
Molecular function (GO): protein binding
Source: RefSeq, a predicted model, not a curated record